Messenger RNA from Dujonia railenensis, 2475 nucleotides. The record is from the annotation of a GenBank genome assembly. NCBI's taxonomy places the organism in Eukaryota, Fungi, Ascomycota, Pichiomycetes, Serinales, Debaryomycetaceae.
AUGUCAAUUACACUUUCAGACUGGUCCUAUAGGGAAGCUGGGACUAGCGAGUGGUUUCCUUCACGAAAAGGACCAUGCUCGGAGAUUUUUCCAGAUCUCUUAUCUAAUGGUCAAAUCGAAGACCCCUUCGUAGAUGCUAAUGAAUUGAAAGUGCAAUGGGUUGCAGAAAAAGAUUGGGAGUAUAAAACCCAGUUUAAAGUCGUUAGGCAAGGGGAAAGACUUUCAUCUUACAAACUAGUUUUUGAAGGUUUAGAUACAUAUGCUACUAUCUUCCUCAACGAAAGACCUAUUUUAACAACAGACAACAUGUUCUUGAAAUAUGCAGUGGACAUAGAUCCAAUUUUGGGCGAUAACGAGCUAAGGAUUUUGUUUGAAAGCGCUUUAAAUGUUUCCAAGAGCUUGGAAAGGCAGCAUGGUGAACUCUUGUGUUGGAAUGGUGAUUCUUCCAGGCUUUAUGUUAGAAAGGCUCAGUAUCACUUUGGAUGGGACUGGGGACCCAGAUUAAUCAGUUGCGGACCAUAUAAACCUGUAGUAUUGGUACCAACUACCAUGGUUGAGAUGGAUGAUGUGUAUGUUAAAUACACUUUACAUCCUAGUUUAACUUUUGCUGAUGUACAAGUGUGUUUCGAACUAGAUGAAGCAAUCAACUUUGAGAUAGAAUGCAAAUUAAUUUCACCUAUAGAUGAGGUCUUAUGCAGCCAGAAGAAGUCUUAUGCUCUUCUUGACAAAUGCAUGCAUUUCAAAAUCAUUGAGCCUGAGCUAUGGUUCCCUCAUGGAUAUGGUAACCAAAGUUUGUAUACUGUAGAGCUCAAGUUCACUGUUCAAGGUAGUACAUCACAUCAACUAUUGAAGAAGAAAUUUGGGAUAAGAAAGCUAAGAUUAGUUGAAGAGCCAAUAGUAAAUCAGGCUGGAACUAGCUUCUACUUUGAAGUAAAUAAUAUACCAAUUUACAUUAACGGGGUAAAUUGGAUUCCAGCUCACUCAUAUCUUACGUUAUUGACAAACGAAGAUUAUUCACGUUGGCUAGAAUUGGCGAUAUCAUGCAAUCAAAAUAUGCUCCGUGUGUGGGGUGGAGGGUGCUAUGAAUCUGAUCACUUUUAUGAUGAAUGUGAUAGACUAGGUAUAUUGGUUUGGCAAGAUUUCAUGUUUGCCUGUGGACAGUAUCCAGCAAAUGUGCCCAGGUUUCUUAACAGUGUCAAACGUGAGAUCAAAUAUCAAAUAACUAGACUAAGGAGUCACUGUUCAAUAGUUUUAUUUGCAGGGAAUAAUGAAGAUUAUCAAAUUGCAGAAGUUUAUAAGUUGCAGUGGGACAAGAACGAUUUUUCAGGAGAUUACUUGGGUACAAAUUUCCCUGCAAGGACAAUAUAUGAAGUGAUUAUUCCUCAGUUUCUUAAUGAACUAGUUGAUCAUGUGGCAUAUCGAGCGGGAUCGCCUUGGGGAGGUAAAACAACCAGAGACAAUUCCGUGGGCGAUAUUCACCAGUGGGACGUAUGGCAUGGUACCCAAGAAAGGUAUCAAGAUUGGUAUAAGUUAGGUGGGAGAUUUAUAUCAGAAUUUGGAAUGGAAGCGUUCCCUGAUGUACGGACUAUUAGGAAAUGCAUUACAGACUCGUCCCAAUUGUACCCUCAGAGUAAGCUUCUUGAUUUUCAUAACAAGGCCCUUGGGUUUGAAAGAAGAUUAGCUACAUACGUAAUAGAAAAUAUUAGAAUUAAAAACAUGGAUUUAGAAAGCUGGAUCUACGCAACUCAGUUAAUGCAAUCUGAUUGCUUAGCUUAUGCACUUCGAAGUUGGAGAAGAAAUUGGAAGGGUAGUCAAGAUGAUUCCAGCAGAAAAUAUAUUGGAGGUUCCAUCCUUUGGCAGCUCAAUGAUUGUUGGCCAGGGACUAGUUGGUCAAUUGUGGACUUUAAUAGGAAACCCAAAUUAGCAUACUAUUCAGUUAAGAGAGAAUCGCGGAAGAUAACUUUAGGGAUUCAACGAAUAGAUGGAACCUAUAUAGAUAUUUGGGGAGUCAAUAUGUCAAAUUCUCCCAUACAAGGAACCCUUGAAGUUUAUUUUUACAAAGUAUCUACAGGAUUAUUGCAAAGCAAAAAAAUAAUACCAAAUGUUAAUUUAUUAAAAAACAGAACUAGUGAGAUAUGCUCCGAUCUCAGUCUACCUUCCUCAUUGGAUAUUGUUGUUUUUUGCAAGCUAAUAGAUGAAGACGAACUCUCUAUAAGUUCUACCAGCGACUGGCCCCAACCUUUAAAAUACUUGAACUUCCCAAAUAUAAGCAUUACAGUAGAAGUCCAAGAUGGGUAUAUCAGAUUAUCCACCACUUCACCUGUGAAAUGUAUCGAAAUAAUACCUGAAAAUACAGAGAUGUCUCUUGAAGAUAAUGGAAUAGAUUUGUUUCCUUGUGAGAGCAGAAUACUCAUCUCAAAAAGUAUAAAAAAGACUGAUAACGUAAACUUUAGAUACUAUUUGGAUGGAAGUUGA